ACUCGGAGCUCCGAGCCGUCCUGGAUCUAGCGGCGGCGGCGGCGGCUGCGGCGGCGGCGGCGGCGGCGGUGGCGCGGCUUGCUCGGGUCGAGCUCGUGCGCUCCCUCUCUUUUAUCGCACGAUCGACGGCCGCCAGGUAGUCUCUCUUUUUAUCGAGCGCGCUAUAAUUACACGCGCGACAAGUGCGCGCGCUUCGCUCACACCAGUGCUCGGCCUCGCUCUCGCUGCUGUGCGUGCUUCUGCCGCUGACCAUCCAGUGGGUAUUCGCCAGCUGCACUCGUACUUGUUGAAUUGUUGCUCGCUUUCCCAGCCGCCCCGUAAUACACUCGAGAGCCGCGGUCGCGAGCAAAUGUUUGCAAUCCAUUCGCGCGGAAAAUGCGCACUUCGAGCAACGAGCAGGCACACCUUUUUUUCGCUCGUGGAUUUCAUAGUGCUGCCGCGUGCAUAAUGUACACACUUGCAAUUGAUGAGGCGGAUCCACGGCGGGGGCUGGGCAAAGAACAGCGAGAAAGUCAAUCUGCAUAGCAGACCAAGUUGGUCUACUCCCUAUUCCGAAUAGCUUAAUUGCGCCACGCUGCACACGCGCAGACUACUAACUGCCGAGUGCUGACGAGCCACUUGACGCGCGAGCCGGAGCAAGUGUACCAAGAGGACUAACGCUGGCAGCCACUACGAGCGGAUGGAGGUCAGCUGCGCAAAGUCCUCAGCCGUGGAGGAACUGGAAAGAGGAUCAGUAGAAGCAAUGCCCGCCGCGCGCAUUAGGUCGGGCUAGGUGAGGGUAUUAGCGGCUCUCGGCUGAUCGCUACAGGACAGGCAUCCGAGCUGCAUCCGUCGGUACUAGACAUCGGCUGAAGAGGAAGAUGCGUCGAGGAGCAGCGUCAGCCGGCGUCAGGAUCGGGCGAGUCUCGCGCGAGCGCCUUGGACGCUCGGCCCCUCGCCGCCGGUAGUACUGCGAACACAGCUGCGCCGCACUGCGAGUGCCGGGAAUACUCGGGUCAUCGGCAUGCCCCAGUCCAGCUGCAGUCAAGUUUGCGCCAUUCCGUGGCGCGCCUGACAGUUGGCGCAUGCGCAGACGACGCCACCGCCGCAGAGGGCGCUACAAAAAGCCGAUCGAGGACCGGGCGAGCGCGUUCUGAUAUUAUGACGGUUAUGCCGUCGAGCUCCGAUGUCGCGGACAAAGCGGUGUCGACGGAGGAUGCAUCGAGCGGGGUGGAGGUGGCUCGCCUCGAGGCCGUCCUCGCGGCCCUCGUCGAGAGCAAGGUCGAGGCGAUGAAGGCCUCCGCAGGGGCGACGACCGCGAGGCGCGCUGGUAGCGCCCCUCCCAGUCCCAGGCGGCCCAGGCUCACCUCCUCCUCGACCGUCUCCUCCUCCCAGCACCACCAGCACCACCAGCACCAUCAGAACCACCAGCAUCAUCACCAGCACCAGCACCAGCACCAACACCAGCACCAACACCACCACCACCACCACCGCCAGCAGCACCAGCAGCACCAGCACCAGAGACACGAGAGAAGCGACAAGGCUGCCCGCCACGCUCGCAGGCACAGGAGACACGGGUCCGCUCCCUGCGGUGACUUUGGCCUCGAGGACCCCAUCAUCGCGCAUCACCGCAAACAGCGACACGGGAAGGCGAGGCAAAAGAGCAUAAUAGACUGCAGUGCUCGAGGCACGAGAGAAGCUCGAAGCCAGUCCAGGAGUCGUCUGCAUAAUCCUGAUCUGGAGUCGAGAUUCGAGCUGGCGGGCCUCGAGGCCGGCGAUCGGGACGUUGCGCUGAUCCAGUUCGACCGGACGAGCUGCAGGGAAGUGCUGAGCGACGGUUGCGUGGCCGCUGACCCGAGGCUGCACCAAAGUGCCUGCUACAUUUCACAUAGCACCGCUCAAUUGAAGAGCUUCUACGACGAGUACCCCUCCUUCGACUUCGCGGACGACGUCGAGGAGGAGGAGGAGACGUUCAGCGGGCCCGCGGGCCUGAUGCCGGGGGCCUUCGGCGCGCUCGCUCUGCCGGCGGACUCGCCUCAGUCGGAGCAGCGGGGCUACCUGCACCGCCACCGGCCCCGCAGAAAGCGCAAGCGCCGGAAACGCCGCAAGGAGCGCCUGGUCGACGUCGAGGCCGCGGAGCUCGAGCUCGGCGUCGUCGACCCGGACGACCUGCCGCCUCGCGCGCGCUGGACCAUCGUCGCGACGGCCUGCCUGCUGCUCGCCAUGUCGCUGCUGCUCGUCGGCGUCACUCUCCGCAUGGCCCCCAUAAUCGACGAGAUGGUCCGCAAGGAAAACGAGGAGUUGCUGAACUCAUUGAACCGAGACUCAUCGGCGCUCGGGAACGCGACGACCUCGCUACCGCCUUGAGCCAGCCGAAGGUGAGAGAAGGAGGAGCAAACGAAAUGGAAAUCUGCAUGCGGUGCCCAAUCUGCUGCUGCUGCUGCUGCUGCUGCUGACUUGUUAUCUGUAUCUGCAGCGCCGCUAAAAGUAGAGAAAGUCUCGAAAAAACAGAGACUUUCUCCCCUCGGUCGAGAUAAUUUCUAAAUAAAACUUGCCCUCUAACACUCUCGCAAGCAGCCUCUAGCUCUUUCACUCUUCCGCUGUAGAUAAGCCACGCAACUGUUAUCACUGAGACUGCGCAUACCUAUACUGGUUAUACUUGCGCGCGCAAACUUUUCACAACUUUAACCGUUGCUCUAUUUGAACAGCCGCUAUUGUGGCCGAUCGAGCUACGCUCUCGAAACUUAUUUCUUGGCCAAGCUACAAGAGCAAUGACAAUCGCAUAUAAAUUACGCCAGCGGCUCCUCUUUAAUUCCUUAGCUUUGCUUGUUUUUCUAUAUAUCAUCGAAGCCGAGUACGGAAUUGAGAUGCAAACUUUUAAAGCAACGUGAGACUCGUUAAUGUAUACGGAAGUACAAAUUAGUAGACAAUAUCGAAAUUCAUCAAUUCGAUCUUUCUUUCAGAUUAAUGGGCAAAGUCGAGUAUGUUAAUUAUUUCUUUGUCAUAUAUAUUCUUGCUUCAAAGUAAAACAAGUGAUAAUGUCUCGCGCUAUGCCAAACACUUUCAUUUUUAUAGAGUGUACAUUAUCCAUACGUUUUCUGCCAUUUCUACUGCCCUGCGACUCUAAAGAACGGAGCCCUAUGAUCUUCAUUAUUUAGGAAACACUGUCACCUCUCAAGCAAAAUUAAUCGACCUCGACAAGAUUCUCGACUUUACAUAUAUUAUCAUCUUUCAAACGCGUCAUUAUAAUAUACUUCAAGGCCCUUUGUUCUCACGCGUCCAACACCGGCUAAUAAUUUCCUCUGCUGUUCAAAAUUAUUCCCAGCUACUUUUGUCUUUAUACCUAUUCGACAAAUAUCAAGAUGGCGAUAAUUUUCAUAUUUAUAUGAGUUUGGCCGAAAAUCUGUGGCGCAUAAAAACUUUGCAAUAAGGAUAAUUUAGUUUUAAUUUCUUGCCGUUGAAAGUUAAUACUUUUUAUCAAGUAACGCACGCAGCAAGUAUACAAUGUAUACAUAUACUUAUAGGUCCCCCAGAUGGCCUCCACGGCAAAACCCGCCGACGUAAACCAGAGCAUUUACUAACUAUUUAUUAGAAUGUUGCCAAAAUACACUGCUAACGAGUCACUAAAAGUAAAGCGUAGACCUCUUGCGCUCGAUCUCUAUUGCUUGUCUAUCCAUAGCUGUUAAAUCGUAUUUCGAUCGUUGGAGGUGCGUAACAACAUGUCAACGCUAUUCAGUCCGAUGAAGAGAAGGGUUGGAGUUUUUUUUUUUUUUUUGAAGUAUAAAACGCAUCAAACGAUGGAGCAGAAACGGCAUCUAUAUCUGAGUCAUCUAAAAUUUGCGAGUUUGCUGCGAUUGGUCUGCGUUACUUUAUACAACUUAUUGCUCAGUGAGAGAGAGCAACGUAAUAAACUAAACUUACAAUCAUGCGCGAAUAUCAAAGAAUAAUCACUAAUAUAAUGACUAACGUUUACCAUAUUUUUUAAUGAUAACAAUCGCGUGUAUAUAAGAUUAAUACGGGAAAGAAAGAAAUGAUAAUAUUAUUACAGGUUAGAGUUUUAAAUUCAUAUAAGGAGGAUAUUAUAUUAACGUCAGGUGGUCGGCGAUACAUACCGUAUGAUUAUUUUCAAUGCAGAUUCUAUAGGCCGUUUGGUUAUAUCUAGAUCCAUUAUAUACAGCGCCAAAAUCAUUGAGAGCAUUCCAUGUUUCUAUUUUCUGCGUGUACUCGUCGAGUCGCUUGGCGAUCGCGCACUCGACAACGAAGAAUCUAUAUUAUAUAUAGCAGCAAAUAUAAUUAAGCGGAAAACAGAGUAGGCCACUAAAUUAAUGCAAGACUAUGGUUAAUACAAGCUUCCAUUUAUCUAUACUAACCUCCAUUUUGUCCUAAUAAGUAUAAUGUUAUAUACUACUUGGCGAGCGAAUAAAACACGUUUGUUAUCGUGAAAUUUCCAGAAAUUUCUUUCUCUUAUCAUGAAGAGCGCAAAACGCUCCUCUGUGCCAAUGUGUAUAAAUUGUACAUUUAUACUCAGGCCGCAGCAGCAAACGCUUGUGGCAGCAUCGGGUGUAGCCAUACAUUACUAAAUAUAACUAUAAAUAAGCGCAGUACGAAUAAUUAGGCUGAAAAGGCUAAAUAAUGGUUGACUACUUGUAAAUACAAUAGCGAAAAGAAAAAAAUGCACUUGAUUACAUAACAUAAACAAUUAAGAGUAAUUUAUUCAAAAAAAUGGCGGAAUAUCAUGCUGAUCCAAGAUCGUUGUUGUCAAUUGUUAAAUUACACUCUAGGCUUGUUGUAUUAUAGGUAAUACGACAACAAUACUUUAAAUAAGCAAAUGAAAAAUAAAUGAACAAAUGUACGAGCAAGAUAAUAUAAUGUCAAGAUGCAGGAUAAUCGUGCCAAGGUCGUGUGUAUUAGGAAUUAAUAACAAUAAUCAUGUUAAUAAUAAUUGUAUUGAUACAAACGCACGCAGUACGUGAGUGAAUAUGCGUGCCUGUGUGUGUGUGUGUGUGUGUGUGUGUGUGUGUGUGUCUGCUGUACGAUCAUUUUGAAAUGCAAGAAAAAUCAUAAAAUGUAAUCAUUGUGUAGAAAAAGAUGUAGACAUUAAAAAAGUACACAAUUAUAUCGAUACGCAUUACCAUCGGAAUGCAUUAUUUAUGUAUGAUAACUAAUAAAGAUUUUGAAAUUAUCAAGUU
Molecule: messenger RNA, 5168 nt
Organism: Nasonia vitripennis (jewel wasp)
Lineage: Eukaryota; Metazoa; Arthropoda; Insecta; Hymenoptera; Pteromalidae
Product: receptor-mediated endocytosis protein 6 homolog
Exons: 6
Coding region: 1141-2346 (401 amino acids)
Source: RefSeq, a predicted model, not a curated record